CACGUGAUGGGCGGCUGAGUUAAUCCAGUCAAUGAGCAGUACGUCGGUUUUUUUCCCUGUCUGUUUGGGAAGAUUGUUUGUUUUCUUAGCCUCUCCUGUUUGCACCUGACUUGUGGGGAGGAGUAGGAGGAGAAAGAGGGAAGUUGGCGAUUUGUGAAGACGCACAGAGAGGGCGAGCCAUUUCUAUCGAGGAUCUGGGAUUUUUAAUUCACUGAAUCAUUUGGCCUCUCCUCGCUGUGAAACUGGACCUGGGAACGUUAAUUUCAUCCUCACCUUCCAAACCCAUGAUCGCUUCUGCCUAGAAGGUCAAGAGCAGCAGAUGCAUGGGAACACCACUGCCUGCAGUUCCCCAUAAGGCUCACCCUAUUCUGACUUGGAAAUAUAUCACUUCCUCCAGUGUCACUGUCAAAAUUUUGGCGCACUCUCCCCGACAGCAAUGUGGGUGUACCUACGCCACAUGGACUAUUUAAAGUACUCCUCCAGAAUGGUCACCAAUUGGUUGUUAUAUCUGGUCCUUCUAAUCUGCGCACUCUCCGAGAUUUGUUCAAUCGAUGCACGAUCCGUGCCACAGCCAGGAGACCUUCAGAGUGAAGUGUUCCUCGAGGAACGUCAAGCAUCAGUGUUCUUGCGUCGGAAGCUGAUGUACAACAGCUGGGAUUUUGAACUCAUCACUCCUGGAAAUCUGCAGCGGGAAUGCUAUGAAGAAGUAUGCAAUUAUGAGGAAGCUCACGAAAUCUUUGAGGAUGACCAGAAGACACGUGAGUUUUGGAGGCAGUAUGUGAAAAAUCAGAAACCAGGUGGCCCCACUGCUCACAAGUUUGAUGUUGCUGGGCUGGUAGCGGGACUGAUCGGUGGAUUUGUUCUCCUCAUCCUCAUUGGGCUGCUUGUCGUCUACUUCUGCAAACAGAGGGGCAAGAGAGCAGACAGACCACCUGAGUACCGAGGGCGAGUCCCAAACCCAACCAACCAUCCACCUUUGGAGCCAGGUGAAGAGCUGCCCUUGACCAAUGUGGAGGCCACAGCCCCUGGACUUCCCUCAUAUGAAGAGGCAUUGACAAGAUCAGGACAUUACGAUGCUCCUCCCCCACCAUAUGGAGGUGGAGCUACAAGUGAGCAACGGCCAAGCUGAAACUCAGUACAAUGCUGUCGCCUUCAAUUUUUGAAUCCAUGGAUCGAGUCUUGUGACGUGGAGAAGGGAGGGGAAGAGCUGCUGGACAGUAUUUUGAGGAUCAUCGUGAUAAGUGAAGACAAUAACUUAACAAAAUCUACUCUCUUGGGUGCCUGGCACCAUGUUCCUCCAGCAAAUUUUCAUAAACCAACAAGUCAAUUGGUUUCUCCAGGCGCCAUUUAAGCUCUUUUUCUCUUUUUACAAACUUUGUAAGUAAUUUGUUGCUCCAAAGCUGAACGAUUGGACUUUGCUGAGUACUGUCGAAAUGUUUCUCUGGGUUACCCACGGCUGGGUCUGAGAUGCAGUUCAGAUGAAAACCCAACUGGACGUGUGACCUUCUUCAAACUCAUUUGGAAUCUCCUUGGAGUCUACUUUUUCUGUUUCUGUGGCAGGACAGCAGCUGUAAUUGCACUCGGUUUGUACCUCCCUUUUGGGCCACCCCCACAAGGCCACUAUUGGAGGAGGGGUGUAGGUGUGUAAUGGAAUCGGGUGCUAUUUUCAAUCCCGAUUGCUAAAUUGGCAAUUGCAUUCAGGUUGUGUGCACUGGGGAAUUGGGGUGUUUGAAGGCAAAGCUGACUUUGGGUGUCAUUGUGUUUUGCCUUGAGGGACCACAAGAUCUGUAUCCUCUGUCCCUACCCUCUGGAGGGUGCCUCACCGUCAGGAGCGCAGCCUGUUAACGAUGUUUGAGUUUUAUUUUCCCUUUUAUUUUGUAACCAAGAACUGGACCUUUUUUAUUUGGACAGACCAAUUCCUCUCGAUUUUACUUGACUCCAGACUUCAUUUCUGUUACCCCCUGCCCACCAAGUCAAUGCUGAUGAAAUCUUACUACCUGUUAAUGACCUUGACCUGUUUUCCCUUCCCCCACCCCAUCUCAUUCUAUAUGGCUCUUGCUGAAAAGAGAACCAAAAUAAAACAUGAAUAUUUACUGUCGGAAGCAAUUCUGCAGUUGGGCAGCAAUUACUAAGCAAUCCUGAGUACGCUAAUGGCCUUCAAUUUAAGAUAAUCCAUCAAUCUUGGAACAUUACUCAUUCACAUUAGAUAGAUGGAACAUGUCUUCAUUUGCAUAUUCUCUGUAAGGAAAUGAAUAUGUCCCAAGACUUCCACCACUUUUGAAUUUCUUUGGAGCAUGGGUAGUUCAUAAAUUCCCUCUUGCUUUCUCCAUGUCUGCAACUAGAAUUGACUUGCCAACCAGCUGACACCCUUUUUCUCCUGUAAAUUGUUGAGAUCAUUCCAAACUUGGCAUUCUUGCAUUUGUCCUGAUAAGUGCAAAACAACAAGCUUCAUCAACAAGCCUGCCUCUUCAGAGUUUAAAUUCUGUUCUACAGUGAGUGACCACUGAUAAAGUGAGCAGGGUGCUUUUCUGUAUGUCCCAAACAGUGGCGCAUUAACUUUGCGCGGAGUCAGAGUUGCUGAGGCCAACUUGUGCUUUCUGACGGCACAUUGUAGCCCAGAGCUACAGAUAGUGAUAGUGGGUGCCCCAACAUUAUUUCCACCAAGCAGCUGGCCAGGAAACUGUCCUGCUAUUACCACUUGCCCUUGGCAGGUGUUGACAGGAUUUACAGGUCCAUACUUAAUCUGUUUGACAUUUUGAACAUCCUUUCCUUGAUUUGUUGGUCCUAGAGUUUGAGUUAAGAGGCAGGGAUUCAGUUUGCUGUUUCAGACUGUAAAAGCUCAAUUUGCAUUAUUAGGAAGAGAGGUUGGGAAGUCUCUCUGCUGACCUGGCCAAUAUUUGUCCCUCCAGUAAGGUCAACACUGACACAAAUAACAUCAUCUUACAACAUCAUCUGGUCAUUUAUCAUACCGCUGUUUGGGGAAGCUUGCUGCGUACAAGUUGGCUGUUUGCUUUGUUUACGUCACAGUGAUUAUACUUCAAAAAUAUUUAGUAGGAUGUAAAUAAGAUCCAAGGUCUAUUUUCUCUCCUGUCUGUCCAUCUUUGCUGAUGGCCGUCAACACAGGCCUGUGAACACUCCUCCCAACCAAAGAAAAUUCCAAAUCACAUGCAUCUUUAACCUGAGCUCAGGAUCCACUGGCUUGUCUUUCCUGGCCUCUCCCCUUCCACACUAAUCAAAAUCAGGAGAUCUGUAGCGGUUAAACUGGGAACAUUAUUGGUCCGAUUGAAGCAGGUCACUGGACCAUCCCAAAACUGAGAUGGUCGUUGCCAGCAAUAUGACUGUUGAGUACUUGUGCUGAGCACAGAUGAUUUGCCUACUAUCACCUUCCUGCUAUAGGCUUGAGCCAGCACAGUGUCGUGCCAUACUCUCCUUUGCUUUGACCAAGGCAUGAAUGCCAUCCUUCUGGAGUUAUGAUAUGGGUAUGGGAAGGGGAGGAAACAGGAAUGGCAUAGGCAUGGAUGGUGGGUACUGAACUUUGAGUUAGUGGGGCAGAAAGACAAAAUAGGAGUUUUCUGCCUGUAGCUGAGCCCCUCCUUCCAAGGAACAUGUUAGACGUUUGUGAAAGGCUUUUGGGGUGCGAAUUGGUUUUUGGAGGGAUGGGCAGUCACAUGCCUUUGUUGUCAAGCAGUGAGGAUGGGAGGAGAGAGAAUAGACCUCAAUCUAUUCGCAUUUGAAACAGUCUUAAACCUUUGUAUUGACACUGCCAACAGUAACCAGACUUACAAAUUCUCCUCGGGUACGAUGUAGCAAUAGCCAUCAAGAGAACAAAAAUGAGUGGGCCAACUAUUUAAAGUUAAGUUGGUAUCGAUGACUUGGCUGGUGAGGGCCAAAAAAUGAACCUGUGAGAUGCUGUGUGUACCUCAGGCCUCCGUUUUAGCCCUGUGGGCCUCCAAGCAAAGCCUGAACCAAGGACCACUUGGAUGAGGGCUGACCAGAUCUGUGGAAAUGUAGCCAAGCAGGAGUUAAACAAUUCAGGAUUGCUAAAACACCCCUCAGCAGCCUUAAGCCAGACAAUGGUCGAGAAGACAAAAAUGUCAUCCAGAGUUGUGAGAAGAACAAUGUGGGAUAGGCUGGUGUUAGCAACUCUAGUUGGGCCUACAGUGCAGCUUUGGCUAUAGAGUAAAAUAUUAUUCCUCGCCCAGCCAUCAUCAAAAAUCUUAACGAUAAGUGUUUUGAAUACGAAAAACUACUUACUUCCCCAGAAGGGAGAAAAGGGGUAAAGAGGGUAGUUGGUGGGGGUGGGGGGACUAACUUUUUUGCACUGUGGGCAACCUCUGACCCAAAUCUACAUGUGCUGAUCAAAGAGAAAACCCACCACUUUUUUUUAAUGGAAUCUGUCCCUACAAACAAAAUUCAAAUUGAUUCAAGAAUAUUAUUCUCCUGAAGAGAAUAAUCUGCAUGUUUACUGAAAACAGGUGAUUAACACUCUUCUAGAUUAACCCUGCCUCCAAUUUGGAAUUAAUCCCAGAAUUGGGAACUAUUGUGUAGAAAAAAAACCAGUCAUUCCUGUUAACAACUUAAUAAAAUACAGUGGGUGUGGGGAAGAAAGGUUCAGAAAUCAUACCAUAAACUGUGGCGGGACUGGGCCUAGGUAUUCAUGUUUGGGUUUCCAUGGUAACCAGGCCUUGACUUAAUAACAGCACCUAGCCCAUGCCAAUCGAUUUUAACAAAGGAAGGUACAGGGAGCUUUAUGAGGACUUGGGCUAAGUGACAAAAUUGCACCAGCAUGGGCAAUUUUCCAGAAAUAUUCCCAAAAUAAAAUGGGGGGAGGAGAGAUUGAGGAUAAUUACAGCUUGUUUAAAUUAUUGUUAGAGUGAAAAAGAGUUUUUUCAAGCUGUAGUUCUCCAUUCCUGCCUACAGAGGGUGGGUUUAAUUUUGAUGUGGGAUUUGAGUGGGGGGGAAGGUCUCAGUACAGUUUAUCAAAACUUCAGUAAAUCCUGCAAGUUAUUUGUAAGACUGAGAACACAAGUGCAGUGUGCAGUUUUAACAGGGCAGUACAUGUUUCUGUCUUGUCUUGUUUCUUUGGGUAGUGGGGAAAGGAAAGGAGAAACUUUGUUAUAAUGGACUGACUUCCUUUUUUCUAAAUGAAAAAUCAUUUCUAAAGCGGAUCACACUCGGGUCACAUUUCUGUCUGAAAAUCUGCCCUCUAGCUGACAGUGUGGUGACCUAUGUUGUACUUGAUUCCUAUUUCAGCCUCAUUUCAGGGCACUGGAAGCCUACCAUCUUAUGUGGAGCACCGGGUAAAACUUCUGGCUCAUUUUUAAACAAAAUAUUAAUAAAAUCAAUGCCUUUCUGAGCCCAGCCUCCUGGAUGUGAGGUGUGGUAGUGUUAUAACUUACUCAUUGUCCAAGCCACACUCUGUGCACGUUACAGUCUGGAGCUAUGGUUUGUGAUGGGAGAGGUUCCAUUGCGCUCUCUAUCGCAUUUCUGACAGGAAUCUCUUUCAGUCUCCUUGCUUGUGCAUGAUAGAGAGAUUUGCAGGUUGCCACUUAACCUGAAUGGCUAGGUUGUGAAUACACCUUUGGCCAUUGUGUUCUCAAGUGGGACUUGAAUCCAGAGCAUCUGGCUCACACACAGUCCACAGGACCAUAAGUGCAAGAGUGUACCUACUGUACCUAUUAGUGACUUGUUCACCAAAUACAAAAUGGAUGAGCAGGAAAAAGAGCACAGUGACUGGAUGCUCAAUCCCUCUUCCAUUUCCCCACUACAAUCAUGUGAUCCCCUUGGAGGACACUGGCAAUAACGUGGGAAAAGAUCUGGAAAUCUCAAUCUGUCUGGGACUUUGCAGUCUUUUCCAUACAGACCUUGCCUUCAGAAGUCAUGACAUUAAUUCUGUUUCACUCUCUACAAAUGCUGCCAGACCUGCUGGGUUUCACCAGUAUUUUCUGUGCUGAUUUUUAGAUCUCCAGCAUCCAAAGUGUUGGCUUUUAUCUUAGCUGGCUGGCUUAGAUAUCUAGGGGUAAACCUGUGCCUUUGACAGAAAGUCUGGGAACUGAGUGUGGUCCAGUGGCUAAAUGCAGGGUUCUGAGGUCUGUAGAUAGCUGUUGUGCUCCAUAUGCCAUUUGUGCCAAAUUUAGCUGGUCUCUAGCCAUGUUGGGAUGCCAUGCUUAAGGGGAAAAUCAUUUCGACUUGUCCUGGUGGAAUCUUGAGGAGGCUAGAAGAAGGUAUAAUCCGUUACCUUUUUGAAUUCUGAUCACAAUCCAUCAGUGUCAAGGUGUGGUUGUUCGGCAACUCUGGUUUUUGGCCCAGACCAGAGAUUGACUGCUCGGCAUCUGCCCAAAUUCCCUGAAACUGUAUUUCAGUAAGAGUCAAUGUAGGUAUAAGGGACAAUUUUUAAUCGGACCUGUCCUUUUGGAUUAGAUGCAGGAAUUGUGUGGUUUGUGUCCAACGAAGGCAAGUUUAACAGAACCAGUACUCUAGCUGACACUGUAGGCUCAUCCCUUCUGUGAAAUAUGUUAAACUUAUCCAUUACAUCUUUUGGCACAGUGUUAGUGUGACUUCUGAGCCAGGAGAACUGGGUUCAAGCCCCUGUGCUCCAGAGGUGUGUAAUAACAGGCCUGAGGUUUAUUAGAAAAUAUCUAUGGAAAGGAAUGGAUGGCUCUGCAGAAAUAGGGAAACAAAGUUAUGAGUAAUGUUCUCUUGCAAACUAGGUCUCAGAGCAAAAACAGAACCACUUUAUCUUGUGCUAGUUGUUAUCAUUAGCAUUUAACAUAUUUUAUAUAGUUUUGUAAGAGCUCAGAAAUAAAAAGGCUUUAAAUUCA
This is a messenger RNA of Stegostoma tigrinum, 6821 nucleotides long. RefSeq names its product proline rich Gla (G-carboxyglutamic acid) 2 (gene prrg2). NCBI's taxonomy places the organism in Eukaryota, Metazoa, Chordata, Chondrichthyes, Orectolobiformes, Stegostomatidae. Gene Ontology annotation, molecular function: calcium ion binding. The transcript has 8 exons. The coding region runs from base 437 to 1129 and encodes 230 amino acids. The record is from RefSeq and is a predicted model, not a curated record. Gene Ontology annotation, cellular component: extracellular region.